This is a messenger RNA of Monomorium pharaonis (pharaoh ant), 6498 nucleotides long. RefSeq lists its product as uncharacterized. Bases 1088 to 6154 code for a protein of 1688 amino acids. NCBI's taxonomy places the organism in Eukaryota, Metazoa, Arthropoda, Insecta, Hymenoptera, Formicidae. Gene Ontology annotation, biological process: DNA integration. The transcript has 2 exons. Gene Ontology annotation, molecular function: nucleic acid binding. The record is from RefSeq and is a predicted model, not a curated record.
AGCGGAUCGUUAAGCUCCUUUAGAGCUGUUUGAGUUCGUGUAAAUCUAGUAAGUAGGCUGCGGUAAAAUGUCACUAGUGGUAUAAGCGUUGACUUUGUUGUUCACGGGUUGGCAGAAGUGUGUUAGGAGCGUGCGUGAGAGAGUAGUAUUAGUAGUUGAAAAAGAAUAUGGCGCCAAAGUAAGACCAUGAGCUCGCCUUGUAAAUUUCAAGCAAAUAAAGAAAGUUUAAACCGCAAUAAGGAGACGUCAUUUAAGUAACAGCAUUUUCCAAGAAACGACGACAACCAGCGUUCACAGGAGUGAACGCGGCAGUAAAAGAGCAGCAAAAACAUUUGGUCCUUCGAGCCGGAUCCUGGGCGACGAGACCGGGAUCGAAAGGGCGGCAGGUCUGGUUUCAGACCACAAGGAGCAGCCCGACCUUGGAAGCGAGCGAAGCAAGUGUCCUGGAUUGCUGCCAGGGACAAUUCAGAGGCGUCAUAAAUUCGAGUAAGGCAAGCCAGAAAGACGCGGACGAGUACAUGUUACCCGGCGUGGUCGAAGCCAUUAGACUCGGCGCGCGGGAACGUCCAUUUUACCCGGCGUGGUAGAAGCCAUUAUACUCGGCGCGCGGGAACGUCCAUGCUGCCCGGCGCGGUCGAGUACAUUAUACCUGAGGGACGAAUACGUUCGCGCAGACACACGGACGACGCACGGACGACGCCAUCACCACGUGCACGCAGUUUGGCGGCAAGAGCAAUCCGCUGGUGACAACGCAGAGACGACAACAGCAGCGGAAGUAAUCACAAGCGGGCACGAGGGGGAGCAGCAGAGAAAAUCCGUGGAUGACAACGUGAAGACGACAGCAGUACGAGACGAGCAGACAAGCGUGCGCCUCCUACAUAAGCGAUAAGUAAAGGACAUUGCGAACAAUAGCAAAUUCAAGGGACAAAUUCUUAAAUGUAAGGAUUUUCAAGUCAGUUAUUAGAAGCGUUUUCAAGUCAGUUCGUUAUAAGAAUUUAAUCAGUUCGGUACAAGCAUUUUAAGUCAGUUCGUUGUAGCAUUUGAUGUUAGUUGAAUUACGUGGCGCGUGAUAAAUUAAAUAAUAAGUAUGGAGAAUAAUCCGGAAAUAGCAAAACUGAAACAGAAAAAAAGGAUAGCGAAGGCUAGCUUCACGAGAGCAGAGAAUUUUUUAAGAACCGUAGAGCCGGACAGGGUUAAGGUAGACGAAGUAAAUUUAAGGUUAAAAAAGUUAGAAGAAGCUUGGAAGGCUAUUGAGGAAAGUUUAACAGAAUUAGCAAUUUUUGAAGCAUUUAGUGAAGAGCAGGUAGACCAGGAGUUGGUCGAGCAAGAGGAAAGGUAUAUAGAGUUAAGGUUAUUCGGAGAAAGAUUAGUGAGAGACCGAGUGAGACCAGCCUUCGCUGAAAAUAACCUAAACCAAGCAGUCGAUGUAUUGGAGAAUCAAAGAAUACGCAAUAAUGACAACCAGGUUAAAUUACCUAAAAUUGAAUUGCCAGUGUUUUCCGGAAAAUACGAGGAUUGGCAUUCCUUUUACAAUACGUUUCAGUCAUUAAUACAUUCUAACCAGUCUAUAAAUGAGAUUCAAAAAUUCCAUUAUUUAAUAUCUUCAGUGAAGGGCGAAGCGGCCGAAACUAUAGCAUCUUUAGAAAUAUCUGAAGCCAAUUAUAGAGACGCUUGGUUUAGGUUAAAGGAGCGUUACGACAUUGAAAGAUUCGCGGUUCAAAAUCACAUAAAGGCAAUAUUUGAGCUACCUACGCUAAAAAAGGAAAAUAGUAUAACUCUGCGCAGCAUAUUAGACGGUAUAUUGAAGCACAUUCGUGCAUUAGCGGCUUUAAAACGACCCACGAGUCAGUGGGAUGAUUUAUUAAUUUAUGUCAUAACGAGUAAAUUAGAUUACAUCACAACAAAGGAAUGGGAAAGCCACGUGGAUGCUCAACGUCUGCCUACGUUCCAAGAGUUAAUUGAAUUUUUAACCAAGCGAUGUCAGAUGUUGGAGGCUGUGGCCAGAAGGAAUCCAUCCAUGCCAAAGGUUGAUAAUUCACGCUCGGCUAGUCAAGAUCGUUUAAAGCAAGUAAAGGCGUUGAGGCUUUGCUUGAAUUGUCUAAAGGGUAAGCACAUGGCAAAGGACUGUUACGCGGGUGGCUGUAAGAAAUGCGCGAAAAGGCAUAGCACUUUGUUACACGAGGUUCGCGAAUCUUCAAAGGAGGAUAAGACUGAGAAAAAUAGUUUAUGUGUGACACAGCAAGUUAACCAAGACAAAUCAGUUGAUACUAUAAACGCGUGUUCUCAAGUAGUGGAGUCGGUAGGAGCAUAUCAGGUAUUAUUAUCUACAGCAAUAGUUAAAGUCAAGGACCACACGGGUCAUUACAAAGAAGGCAGAGCAUUGUUAGAUAGUGGCUCUCAAUCUAGUUUCAUAACGGAAGAAUUUGCUAAGGCGUUAAAAUUGAAAACCGUUGAUGAGAAAGUAAUGAUAAAAGGGAUAAACCAAAUCGCGUCAAAGUCAACCAAAACCGUAAAUUUAAAAAUAGCAUCCCGUUUUGGCACGUUCGAAAGAGAUUUAAGUUGCAUCGUACUUCCUAAAAUUACGCAAAAUCUACCUACGGUUUCAAUAAGCACGACGGCGUUAGAGAUACCAAGGAAUAUUAAGUUAGCGGAUCCUAGUUUUAAUGUAUCAAAUAAGAUAGAUUUAUUGAUUGGAGCGGAAAGUUUUUGGGAAUUAAUCUGUAUAGGGCAAAUAAAGUUAGGCGUAAAGGGCCCCAUAUUACAAAAAUCAUUAGUCGGGUGGCUAGUCACGGGACCAAUAGGCGAAGUUAAAUCUAACAAGCGAGUACAAACCCAAUGCAAUUUGAGUACAAUGGCAGCAUUAAAUGAGACCAUGAAUAAGUUUUGGGAAACAGAAAAUUAUAAGGGAAGUGUAGCGACAAAUGACGAGGAGUCAUACGUGGAAGGACAUUUUUUAGAAACGUAUAAGCGUCAACCGGACGGAAGGUUUAUUGUUCAAUUACCGAUCAAAGAAGAAGGGAUAGAAUUAUUAGAAGACUCCCGAAAAGUAGCGUUAAGGCGACUGCUAGCUUUAGAAAGGAAAUUUGAAAGGCGUCCAGAAUUUAAGACUGAAUAUGUUAAAUUCAUGCGCGAAUACGCUCAAUUAGGUCAUAUGAAGCGAAUAGAGAAUCACGAUAGCGAUAAAUUGCGGGUCUUCUUACCACAUCACGCCGUGCAAAACGAAGAUAGUAAAACCACAAAAACGCGGGUGGUGUUUGAUGCGUCUAGUCGAUACGCUAAGGGAAGGUCGUUGAACGACGCAUUAUAUAAGGGACCGGUAGUUCAAACGGACUUAUUCGAAUUAAUUGUACGCUUUAGGGCAUAUAAAUAUGUUUUGUGCGCGGACAUAAAAAAGAUGUACAGACAAAUCUUGGUGAAUAAGGAACAAACGCGUUUACAAAGUAUCCUGUGGCGGGAAGAGGUUAAUUCAGAGGUGGAGGAAUACGAGUUACUGACCUUAACGUACGGGACAAAACCUGCUUCAUUUUUAGCAACCAGAUGCCUAAAGCAAUUAGCGGAAUUAGAAAAAUCGGAUUAUCCAAGGGCCGCGGAGAUAGUCAACAGAGAUUUUUACAUGGACGAUUUAAUAACCGGCGGGAAUUCAGAAUCCGAGAUAAGAGAGCUAAAAGGGGAAGUAACGGAGUUGUUAGCGCGGGGAGGGUUUGAAUUACAUAAGUGGAAUUCGAACAUUUUAAUAAAUAAGCUAAGUCAGACUGAAGAUGAGGCUGUGAGUCUAAGCAAGGAGCAGGAAUCCAGACUGUUAGGAGUAUUGUGGAAUCCAUGCAAGGAUACAAUUUAUUAUAAGGUAUCACUAAACGAUAACGAAGCACGUGUAACAAAGAGAGCUAUGCUGGCACAAAUUUGCCGACUAUUCGAUCCAUUAGGACUUGUAGGGCCUGUCAUAGUAUCAGCUAAAUUACUCAUGCAAGAAUUAUGGAGUCUAGGCGUAGAUUGGGAUGAGUCGGUGCCAAUGCACAUACAAAAGGCGUGGGAGAAAAUAAGGUCACAACUGUGCAUGCUUAAUAGCUUAAAUAUAGUUAGAAAGGUAAUCUCAGGAGAUAAAAACUGUCAAGUAGAAAUACAUGGAUUUUGUGACGCGAGCGAGAAGGCAUAUGGAGCAUGCAUAUAUAUACGUGAACAAAACGAACGAGGGGAGGUAACAGUCUCAUUGCUAUGCGCGAAGUCGCGUGUGGCACCUAUCAAGGCGCUAUCAUUACCGAGGUUAGAGUUGUGUGGAGCCGUGUUGCUGGUAGAUUUGAUGGAAAAGAUAAUAAAAUGUCUCGACUUAAAGAUGCAAAAAAGGUUUUAUUGGACUGACUCUUCGAUAGUAAUGGCAUGGCUGGGCUCCCCGGCUAAAAAAUGGCAAGUGUUCGUAGCCAACCGUGUUAGCAAUAUUCAUGACAAAUCCUCAAUUUCUGAGUGGCGACAUGUGAGAUCCAAAGAAAAUCCCGCUGAUGUCAUAUCAAGGGGCACCAUGCCCAAGCAAUUAAUGCAGCUAAAAUUGUGGUGGGAAGGACCUCAAUGGUUAAAAGAAAAUGAAAGUUUAUGGCCUAAGGAAAGAGAGGAAUUGUCAGCUGAACAGAUACCGGAAAGAAAAAGACAAGCGGUGAUAGCGUUAGCGAAAAUAGACGAAGCAUUUAUAGAAUACCAAAGAUUUUCUUCAUUUAACAAAUUGUUGCGAGCGUUAGCAUAUGUAAUAAGGUUUAGCAGGAAUCUAAAGAGUAAAAAGGAAGAACGCGAAAGAGGGCCGAUUACGGUUAUAGAAGUUAAUAAAGCAAAGUUAGCAAUAGUCAAAUUGACACAAGAAGAAGUGUUCCAAGAAGAUUUGAGGGAGUUGAAGAGUGGCAAGAUUCACAGAAGAUCCAAGUUAGCAGCUUUACAUCCUUUCCUGGACAGCCAGGGAAUAUUAAGAGUAGGAGGAAGAUUAAGACACGCUCUGAUAGACGAAGAAAGAAAGCACCCUAUAUUACUGCCAGCAAUACAUCACGUUACAACAUUGAUCAUAGUGCAUCAUCACGAGAGACUUUUUCAUGCAGGAGCUCAAACGACAUUAAACUCAGUACGAGAAGAAUUUUGGCCGAUCUUUGCGAAGAGCCGAGUAAAAAAGGUGAUUCGUAAUUGCGUGACAUGCCGGAAGGCUAACCCUAAGCCUAGCUGGCAGCUGAUGGGCGAGCUGCCGUCAGUUCGAGUCAACAUCAACAGACCCUUCUUAUGUUCAGGAGUGGAUUACUGCGGACCAUUUCAUGUUCGAGAUCGGGUCCGGCGGAAUAGCAAAAAAUAUAAAGCAUACGUGGCCAUAUUUGUAUGUAUGACUACAAAAGCGGUGCAUAUUGAACUGGUUGAGGAUAUGACAACGGAAGCCUUCUUAGGUGCUUUAAAAAGAUUUACCGCACGAAGAGGUAAAGUUCAAGAGAUAUACUCUGACAACGGAACGAACUUCGUUGGGGCCGACCGGGCAUUGCAGCAGAUCCUGGAAGCAGAAGAAUUUAAAAACACGGUACAAGAAUUUGCAACAAGCGAAAGAAUAGAGUGGCAUUUUAUUCCACCAAGAUCGCCGCACCAAGGAGGUCUAUGGGAAGCGGCGGUGCGUUCAAUGAAGUUACAUUUAAAACGAACGCUAGGUGAUGUCUCCCUCACAGUAGGAGAAAUGUUCACUGUACUAGCUCAGGUGGAAGCUAUAUUGAAUUCGAGGCCGAUAACAGCUUUAUCCGAAGAUCCGAACGACCUAAGAGCGCUGACCCCAGGUCAUUUUUUGAUUGGGGAAAGCCCUCAAGCUUAUCCUGAAAGGAAUUUAGAGGAGGUUCCCGCAAAUCGUUUAUCCAGAUGGCAACAUGUGGAAAAAAUUCGGCAGCAAUUAUGGAAACGAUGGCAAGGCGAAUACCUAUCAACCUGUCAGCAAAGAAGUAAGUGGAACUCCGAAAACAGUACCAAGUUUCAGGUAGGACAGUUGGUGAUGUUGAAGGAGAGUGAAAGCAUGCCGUUGAAAUGGACUCUUGCCAGAAUUACAGAAGUACAUCCAGGGGCGGAUAAAAUCGUCCGAACGGUUACUGUGCGUACCAGAAAGGGUGUAUAUAAGAGAGCAAUUGUCAACAUUUCGCCGAUAUUUGAGGACUAAACAAUGGUAGAAUUUGAAAGAUUAAUGUAUUUGUAUUUCCGUUUAUCUUAAUGUAGGUUUUCUUUAUUCCUUUAUACGUCCUAUUUGUGUGUUUGUAUCUUUACAAAUAUUUCUAUUUGUCAAGGCGGGCGGCGUGUUUGAGUUCGUGUAAAUCUAGUAAGUAGGCUGCGGUAAAAUGUCACUAGUGGUAUAAGCGUUGACUUUGUUGUUCACGGGUUGGCAGAAGUGUGUUAGGAGCGUGCGUGAGAGAGUAGUAUUAGUAGUUGAAAAAGAAUAUGGCGCCAAAGUAAGACCAUGAGCUCGCCUUGUAAAUUUCAAGCAAAUAAAGAAAGUUUAAACCGCAA